CUCGGCAGCCGCCUGUCGCCGCGGGAGCAGCCGCUAUCUCUGUGUGUCCGCGUGUGCGCCCGGUCCCCGCCUGCCGCACCAUGGAGAGCUACCACAAGCCUGACCAGCAGAAGCUGCAGGCCUUGAAGGACACGGCCAACCGCCUACGUAUCAGCUCCAUCCAGGCCACCACUGCGGCGGGCUCUGGCCACCCCACGUCAUGCUGCAGCGCCGCAGAGAUCAUGGCUGUCCUCUUUUUCCACACCAUGCGCUACAAGUCCCAGGACCCCCGGAAUCCGCACAAUGACCGCUUUGUGCUCUCCAAGGGCCAUGCAGCUCCCAUCCUCUACGCGGUCUGGGCUGAAGCUGGUUUCCUGGCCGAGGCGGAGCUGCUGAACCUGAGGAAGAUCAGCUCCGACUUGGACGGGCACCCAGUCCCGAAACAAGCUUUCACCGACGUGGCCACUGGCUCCCUGGGCCAGGGCCUCGGGGCCGCUUGUGGGAUGGCCUACACCGGCAAAUACUUCGACAAGGCCAGCUACCGAGUCUAUUGCUUGCUGGGAGACGGGGAGCUGUCAGAGGGCUCCGUAUGGGAGGCCAUGGCCUUCGCCAGCAUCUAUAAGCUGGACAACCUUGUGGCCAUUCUAGACAUCAAUCGCCUGGGCCAGAGUGACCCGGCCCCGCUGCAGCACCAGAUGGACAUCUACCAGAAGCGGUGCGAGGCCUUCGGUUGGCAUGCCAUCAUCGUGGAUGGACACAGCGUGGAGGAGCUGUGCAAGGCCUUUGGCCAGGCCAAGCACCAGCCAACAGCCAUCAUUGCCAAGACCUUCAAGGGCCGAGGGAUCACAGGGGUAGAAGAUAAGGAGUCUUGGCAUGGGAAGCCCCUCCCCAAAAACAUGGCUGAGCAGAUCAUCCAGGAGAUCUACAGCCAGAUCCAGAGCAAAAAGAAGAUCCUGGCAACCCCUCCACAGGAGGACGCACCCUCAGUGGACAUUGCCAACAUCCGCAUGCCUAGCCUGCCCAGCUACAAAGUUGGGGACAAGAUAGCCACCCGCAAGGCCUACGGGCAGGCACUGGCCAAGCUGGGCCAUGCCAGUGACCGCAUCAUCGCCCUGGAUGGGGACACCAAAAAUUCCACCUUCUCGGAGAUCUUCAAAAAGGAGCACCCGGACCGCUUCAUCGAGUGCUACAUUGCCGAGCAGAACAUGGUGAGCAUUGCGGUGGGCUGUGCCACCCGCAACAGGACGGUGCCCUUCUGCAGCACUUUUGCAGCCUUCUUCACGCGGGCCUUUGACCAGAUUCGCAUGGCUGCCAUCUCCGAGAGCAACAUCAACCUCUGCGGCUCCCACUGCGGCGUUUCCAUCGGGGAAGACGGGCCCUCCCAGAUGGCCCUGGAAGAUCUGGCUAUGUUUCGGUCAGUCCCCACAUCAACUGUCUUUUACCCAAGUGAUGGCGUUGCUACAGAGAAGGCAGUGGAACUAGCCGCCAAUACGAAGGGUAUCUGCUUCAUCCGGACCAGCCGCCCAGAAAAUGCCAUCAUCUAUAACAACAAUGAGGACUUCCAGGUCGGACAAGCCAAGGUGAUCCUGAAGAGCAAGGAUGACCAGGUGACCGUUAUCGGGGCUGGGGUGACCCUGCACGAGGCCUUGGCCGCUGCCGAACUGCUGAAGAAAGAAAAGAUCAACAUCCGCGUGCUGGACCCCUUCACCAUCAAGCCCCUGGACAGAAAACUCAUUCUCGACAGCGCUCGUGCCACCAAGGGCAGGAUCCUCACCGUGGAGGACCAUUAUUACGAAGGUGGCAUUGGUGAGGCUGUGUCCAGUGCAGUAGUGGGCGAGCCUGGCAUCACUGUCACCCACCUGGCAGUUAACCGGGUACCAAGAAGUGGGAAGCCGGCUGAGCUGCUGAAGAUGUUCGGUAUCGACAAGGAUGCCAUUGCACAAGCUGUGAGAGGCCUCAUCACCAAGGCCUAGGGCGGGUAUGAAGUGUGGGGCGGGGGUCUAUACAUUCCUGAGAUUCUGGGAAAGGUGCUCAAAGAUGUACUGAGAGGAGGGGUAAAUAUAUGUUUUGAGAAAAAUGAA
This is a messenger RNA of Pan troglodytes (chimpanzee), 2060 nucleotides long. RefSeq names its product transketolase (gene TKT). The record is from RefSeq and is marked provisional. Lineage: Eukaryota; Metazoa; Chordata; Mammalia; Primates; Hominidae. Gene Ontology annotation, molecular function: transketolase activity; thiamine pyrophosphate binding. Gene Ontology annotation, cellular component: extracellular exosome; endoplasmic reticulum membrane. Gene Ontology annotation, biological process: pentose-phosphate shunt, non-oxidative branch.